Eufriesea mexicana is the source of this 1802-nucleotide messenger RNA. It is a transcript of the gene meng, whose product is annotated as serine/threonine-protein kinase meng-po. Gene Ontology annotation, molecular function: protein serine/threonine kinase activity; ATP binding. The record is from RefSeq and is a predicted model, not a curated record. Lineage: Eukaryota; Metazoa; Arthropoda; Insecta; Hymenoptera; Apidae. The coding region runs from base 40 to 1203 and encodes 387 amino acids. Gene Ontology annotation, biological process: protein phosphorylation. The transcript has 2 exons.
UACGCUUUUUCCGUUGCCUUAAGGAUUACUACGAUCGUGAUGAAACUUCACGAGAAGAAGGAGUCCGGAAUACACAGAGUGCAGGAGGUUCCCUUGAAGGAGUUGGACCUGUCGAAAGAGUACGAAGUGGAAAAGACACUCGGGGAGGGUAGUUUCGCGAAAGUUUUAUUAGCGACUCAUCGAGCGACGCAGACGAGGGUCGUCUUGAAAGCCGUCCACCAAGAGCUGACCACGGAGAAGGACUUUUUCCGCGAGUUUCAUUACUCGUACCGUUUAAGCCCGCACCCGAAUAUCUUGUGCUCGUACGCGGUCGCGUUCAAAGCCGAGAAGUGUUUCGUUUUCGCGCAAGAAUACGCCCCGUAUGGAGAUCUCGCGGGCAACGUGAGAGCCGGUGGCUUGACAGAAGAAGCGUGCAAGAGGAUCGCGAGUCAGCUCUGCUCCGCUCUCGAUUUCAUUCACUCGAAACAGCUGGCGCAUCGAGACAUAAAGCUGGAAAAUGUACUGGUGUUCUCGUUGGACAUGUCGAAGAUCAAACUGUGCGAUUUCGGCUGCACCAGGCGCGAAGGGACUCUGGUUAACAAAAUCCGGUGCACUUGGCUACCCUUUCAACCGCCAGAAAUCUACGAAAUCGUGAAGAACGAGAGGUACGCGUGCAAGAGGAGCGCCGAUUGCUGGCAAUUCGGCAUCGUGCUGUUCGUCUGCCUGACGGGAAAUCCACCGUGGCAGACCGCCGAUCUUAUCCAAGACCCCGAAUACUCGGCCUUCCAAAGGUGGUUGAAAAGGAGAACUACCAAAGUUCCACCAACGUUCAGACGAUUUACGCCCAGGUUACUGCGAUACUUUAGGCGGACGUUCGAGCACAAACCCGAGAAGAGGCCGCACGUAACCGAGAUCAAUAAAUAUUUGAAGGAUUCCUGGUGCGUGAACAAAAUCAGCCACAGUGCUACGUCCACGUUGGUAGACGCUAGCGAGGGUAUAGCGAGGAGAGGCGACAGUUUGCUUUACCUCGACACGAUUCUGGACGAUCAACGGAACGUGGACGAGAACAAGAACAAGCUGAGAAAGCUUCUCAACAGUUACGGCCUCGAGACAACGAUCGAUCAGAAAGUCGUCACUAAGAGGAUCUGGGAAUGGGUGAUGCAGUGCGAUUCGAACAUCGCCGAACCGGCUUUCGUUGGUAGCCUCGGGACAGAAAGCAUGUGAGAGAUGGUCAAAGCUUCUAGCGAACCUUGCCUUAGAAGCGAUCGACAGGAACGGAAGUACAGUUUCGGUGGCUUCGAUGCUGCUCGUGUCGGAGACGGUGACGGGGACGAAGACGGAGAUGACGACGCGCCGUCAUCGCUGCAGUGUGCCAAAGCAACGUCCGAAAGGACCACGACGAACUCGCCUUCGAUCUUCCACUAGAGAACGGUGCAUCCUCGCUUCUGCACCGUCGCGUCGGAUUUCCAACGAUCACCGAUAUGGACGCGGAAACGUGUGAUAAUCCCUCUAUCAUCUUUCACCUCUCGUUCUAUCUCUUCCGCACUUCCCUUCUCUCUUCGUCCCAUCUCUUCCAACUCAUCCACGUGCGCUCUUCUACUCCUCCUCUUCCUCUUCCUCCUCCUCUUCCUUUCCUCACCUCGCACCAAUCCUCGCUACAUCAAUCUUCUCUACGAGCGGACCAAUUAUCGACGAAUGUAUGUGCGUAUAUACACAAACAAGUAUAUAUUAUCACGUACGAGCAUCUUUCGUACGCUUCCUCUUGCGUGGAACAGCUUCGAGACGAGAAUUGCCUACAGACUGUACGAAAUAGCCGAGUGCGA